AAUUUCUCUUUCUCUCUCUCCAAAUUUAAAAUGGAGCGAGAAUCCAACGGUUCCGAUUCCAUGUGGUGGUUGUUAUAUUCAUUUGAAUAAUUUGCUUCAUUUUGUGUCUGACUCUCAGAAGCGCUCUUCCAUCCUUUCCUCCCCUCUCUCGCCCUCCGCAUUUCUCAAGCAGAACUGAUAUUAGAAGAUGGCAGACGCUGAGGAUAUUCAACCCCUUGUUUGCGACAAUGGAACAGGAAUGGUCAAGGCAGGAUUCGCUGGAGAUGAUGCCCCACGCGCUGUGUUUCCUAGCAUUGUUGGCCGUCCUCGUCACACUGGUGUGAUGGUUGGCAUGGGCCAGAAAGAUGCGUAUGUUGGUGAUGAGGCACAGUCUAAACGUGGUAUUCUGACUCUCAAGUACCCCAUUGAGCAUGGUAUUGUUAGCAAUUGGGAUGAUAUGGAGAAGAUUUGGCAUCAUACUUUCUAUAAUGAGCUUCGUGUGGCUCCAGAAGAGCACCCGGUUCUGUUGACAGAGGCUCCUCUUAACCCUAAGGCUAAUCGUGAGAAGAUGACCCAAAUCAUGUUUGAGACUUUCAAUGCUCCUGCCAUGUAUGUAGCCAUUCAGGCUGUUCUUUCAUUGUAUGCCAGUGGUCGUACAACUGGUAUUGUGUUGGAUUCUGGGGAUGGUGUCAGCCACACAGUCCCAAUCUAUGAGGGUUAUGCCCUCCCACACGCCAUCCUUCGGCUUGAUUUGGCUGGUCGUGACCUCACUGAUUUCUUGAUGAAAAUUCUGACUGAACGUGGAUAUUCUUUCACCACGUCAGCAGAGCGUGAAAUUGUGAGGGAUAUGAAGGAGAAGCUGGCUUACAUUGCCCUUGACUAUGAGCAAGAGCUAGAGACAUCCAAGACUAGCUCUGCAGUGGAGAAAAGCUAUGAAUUGCCUGAUGGGCAGGUUAUCACCAUUGGUGCUGAGCGUUUCAGGUGUCCUGAGGUCUUGUACCAACCAUCCAUGAUAGGGAUGGAAGCAGCAGGCAUUCAUGAAACCACAUACAACUCCAUAAUGAAAUGUGAUGUAGACAUCAGGAAAGACCUGUAUGGUAACAUUGUCCUUUCAGGAGGUACCACCAUGUUCCCUGGCAUUGCUGAUAGAAUGAGCAAGGAAAUUUCUGCUUUGGCCCCCAGCAGCAUGAAGAUCAAGGUGGUUGCACCUCCUGAGAGAAAGUACAGUGUCUGGAUUGGAGGUUCUAUCUUGGCAUCCCUGAGCACCUUCCAGCAGAUGUGGAUUGCAAAGGCAGAGUACGAUGAGUCUGGACCAUCAAUUGUGCAUAGAAAGUGCUUCUAAAUUGUUUGAGCAAUAGGGUUAUUGAAGGAAAAGACAGCUGGUUAUUUUUCCUCGGGAAGUAGUGCUGCACUUGCUUGUAACCCUUUCAUUUUAUUCAUACUUUUGUUAUUCGUUCACGUUAUUCUCUGGAGUGGUGAUUUGGAGAAGGCGAGGAGUUUAUUUUGUUAAAAUGGUGAAAAUUUUCAGUAUUAUUAUAUAUUUUGAUUUUGAUUUUUUUGGAGAUUCA
Molecule: messenger RNA, 1547 nt
Organism: Cajanus cajan (pigeon pea)
Lineage: Eukaryota; Viridiplantae; Streptophyta; Magnoliopsida; Fabales; Fabaceae
Product: actin-97
Source: RefSeq, a predicted model, not a curated record